Salvia splendens (bonfire salvia) is the source of this 675-nucleotide messenger RNA. RefSeq names its product heat stress transcription factor A-2c. Bases 46 to 582 code for a protein of 178 amino acids. Lineage: Eukaryota; Viridiplantae; Streptophyta; Magnoliopsida; Lamiales; Lamiaceae. The record is from RefSeq and is a predicted model, not a curated record. Gene Ontology annotation, cellular component: nucleus. Gene Ontology annotation, molecular function: DNA-binding transcription factor activity; RNA polymerase II cis-regulatory region sequence-specific DNA binding. The transcript is spliced from 2 exons. Gene Ontology annotation, biological process: regulation of transcription by RNA polymerase II.
GGAGAGAGAGAGGGGGAUAUUAGAUAUAUAUUGUUUUGAGGAUCCAUGAGCCGCAAAAUGAACAGCCCAGCUCCAUUUGUGUCCAAGACAUAUGAUCUCUUGGAGGAGGAGGAAGAAAAGCGGCACAACUGCGGUGGAGACAGCAUAGUUUCGUGGAAUGUGGAGGGGAAUGGGUUUGUGGUUUGGUCUCCGGCCGAGUUUUCCGAGGUCGUGUUGCCUAACUAUUUCAAGCACAGCAACUUCUCCAGCUUCAUUCGACAGCUUAACACCUAUGGUUUCAAGAAGACAGCAUCAAGACGAUGGGAAUUCCAGCAUGAAAAAUUCCAACGAGGAAAAAGGCACCUUCUUCUCGAAAUCUGCCGCAAGAAAUGUGAGCCCACCGCCUUUCCUCCUUAUCUCAAAUCGCGGCAUCGACCCGACGAAAAAGGUGUUGAAGCUCAGACUAUGAGGGAGCUGAGGGAGGAGAACAACAACCUCAAUAAGGAGAAAAGAGAGUUGGAAAUGCAGAUAGCUCAUUUCAAAGCACUACAACUCAGGUUGCUCCAAUGCCUUUCUCACCAACAACAAACUCAAUCAGUUUGAAGCUUUACUCAGCUGUCAAUCAGCUUGGACGUACAACAAACACAAAGUUUGUUCUGUUUUAUGCAAUCAACAAUGUCAUUUCCGUUUUUCCAA